Messenger RNA from Helobdella robusta, 1554 nucleotides. RefSeq lists its product as hypothetical. Gene Ontology annotation, molecular function: protein binding; glutaminase activity. The transcript is spliced from 3 exons. Gene Ontology annotation, biological process: L-glutamine catabolic process. Bases 1 to 1554 code for a protein of 517 amino acids. The record is from RefSeq and is a predicted model, not a curated record. Lineage: Eukaryota; Metazoa; Annelida; Clitellata; Rhynchobdellida; Glossiphoniidae.
AUGAGGAACAACAAGAGCACAGGGAGAGACCGAAUUCCCAUAGAGCUGAUCAAAGCGGGAGGACCAAUUAUUUUGAACUCUCUUGGUCUUCAGAACAAUGAUCCUCGUCUGUCGGAAAUGAUAUCCUUUUUUAAAAACCACAAUUCACCGAAGAGUGAUAAAUUUAGUUCUACCAUUGGAGACGUUUUGCUCAAUUUUGAUGAAUUCAAACAAGCCAUCCAGUCGAACAUACCACUUAUAAAAAAGGCGUUCACCGGAGACAUGAUCAUUCCAAAUUUUGAGCAGUUUUGCUCGCACAUAGAUGAGAUAUUCAAUGAGUGUAAAGAGAUUCGGGGUGGAGCAGUCGCAACUUACAUUCCUCAACUAUCAAAAUUCAAACCUGAAUUCUGGGCAGUGUCAAUCUGCACGAUUGAUGGCCAGAGAUAUUCUCUCGGUGACAUUAAUGUUCCCUUCACAUUACAAUCUUCAGCAAAGCCAAUAAGUUAUGCUUUAGCUAUUGAUGAGCACGGAUCCGAUAUGGUACAUAAAUAUGUUGGAUACGAACCAAGCGGUGAAUCUUUUAAUUCCAUCAAAUUGAGUACAGAGUUGAAACCACACAAUCCAAUGAUUAAUCCUGGUGCCAUUGUCGUUUGUUCUUUAAUAAAAAAUAAUCUUCCAAUGGGGGAAAGGUUUGAAUACAUGAGAACCAAAUUUCAAUCAUUAGCUGGAGGUGAAUACGUCAGUUUCAACAAUGCGGUCUUUUUAUCUGAAAGAGCCACCGCCAACCGAAAUUUAGCUCUUGGUUAUUACUUGAAAGAACAUAACUGUUUUCCAAAAAAUACAAAUCUGGAAGAAACGCUUGAUUUUUAUUUUAUGAGUUGUUCAGUUGAAGUGACAGCAACAAGUGGAGCAGUUUUAGCGGCCACACUUGCAAAUGGAGGUUAUUGUCCCAUCACUCAAGAAAACGUUUUGCCUCAAAUAUCAGUUAGAAACACAUUGGCACUAAUGCAUUCCUGUGGUAUGUAUGAUUAUUCUGGAAGGUUUGCUUUCAAAGUCGGCCUCCCAGCUAAAUCAGCUGUGUCGGGCUGUAUUUUGCUCGUUGUUCCAAACGUCAUGGGCUUGUGUUUGUGGUCUCCUCCUCUAGAUAACAUAGGCAACAGCAUGAGGGGCGUACAUUUCUGUGACAAACUAAUUGACGUUUUUAAUUUUCAUCACUAUGACAGUUUGAUACGAACUGGUAAAAAAAUCGACCCCAGGUUAAGGCAAAUAGAAACUACGAGUUCUCAGUUAAUGUCUUUGUUGUUUGCUGCUCAUCAAGGAGACUUGAAAUCACUUAGAAGAUUGGCUCUAAUCGGAGCAGACAUGAACGUUACUGAUUAUGAUAACAGGAGUGCUCUCCACUUGGCUGCAUCUGGAGGCCAUUUGGAAUGUGUGAAGUUUCUAAUCGAAAGAUGUCAGGCAAACGCCAAUGUGGUCGAUAGAUGGGAGCACACUCCCCUUGAUAAUGCCGUAACAUUCAAGCAUUUAGAAGUUCAGAAAUACCUGGAAUCGUUUAUGACUUCAAAAUCAGCCUAG